This is a messenger RNA of Neoarius graeffei (lesser salmon catfish), 1473 nucleotides long. RefSeq names its product glycoprotein A33 (transmembrane), paralog b (gene gpa33b). Gene Ontology annotation, cellular component: plasma membrane. Bases 1 to 1473 code for a protein of 490 amino acids. Lineage: Eukaryota; Metazoa; Chordata; Actinopteri; Siluriformes; Ariidae. The transcript has 8 exons. The record is from RefSeq and is a predicted model, not a curated record.
AUGGACAUAUGGAAAGUGAGAGUUUGUGGAAUCAGCAUACUGCUGAUGUCAGUGAUUUCUUUGACUCUUGGAUUGCAAGUUAGUAUUACACAGUCCAUCUAUGAAGUUGCCCAAGGUGACGAAGUGACCAUAAUGUGCAAUUUUCAGCCUAAAAAUCCCGUUAACCGAUUCAUUGUCAUCUCAUGGACUGGUGAACCUGAUGGGUCAUUUGAUGACGAAGAGAUUUCUUUUGGGACCUUCUAUUCCAGUGAUAACCAUGUAGAUAUCGAUCCACUGUACAAAGACAAAGCCCAUAUUCAAAGUGAUAUGAAUGAAAAAGUGUCAACACUAUUACUGAAGCAAGUCACUGUGCGAGAGAGCAGACGGAUCAGAUGUCUUGUCCAGAUUCCUGGUGAUGCAGAGGGAAAAACAUCAGAUUCAACGUCUCUUGUGGUCCUGGUUGCACCAUCAGAUCCUGUCUGUAAGAUUAAAGGCACUGCAGAGUAUGGACACAAUAUCAGUUUGACUUGUGUCUCUGAAGAGGGUUCCCCAGCUCCCACCUACCAGUGGCAGAGCUAUGAUGUCAAAAACAUCCCAAGACCAUUUCCACCCAAAGCCACUGACAAGGAUGGAGUGCUUUCUCUGUUCAAUGUGUCAAUGGACACAUCAGGUUACUACAUUUGCACAUCAGCCAAUAAGAUUAGGUCUGCAAAGUGCAACCUCACCUUGUCAGUCAUGCCCCCUACUAUGCAAAUUGGAACUACAGCAGGAAUCAUUGGAGGCUGCGUUGCUGGAGUUGCAGUGCUUGUACUACUAAUUUACUGCUGCUGUAGAGACAAAGAUCAGCCAGAGGAAUUUGCCAUGGAACCUCCAGUGAUAGAAUACCAUGACGUUCCAAAGCAAGAGAAGCAAGAAGAUGGUUCUGGAGAUGUAAGAAAGACUAGUAUUGAAGGUCAUAUUGACCAGAGAGAGAGGUAUGAGAUGACGGCUGAAAAGGACAAUGAUUGUAAUUUUAAUCGACGGUUUGAUUGUGCUGAUCAUCAUAAAGAUGAACAUUCUGGGAGGUAUGAUGACCGCAGGAACAUCGACAGUAGAGGUCAUAAUGAAGACCACAGAGAACGUUCUGAUGACCGCAAAUAUUAUUCCAAUGACCAGCAGAAUCACUAUGAUGAUCGCAGAAGUCAAUAUGAUGAUCUCAGAGAUCAAUAUAAUGAUCAACAAAAUCAAUAUGAUGGCCGCGGGGAUUGUUUCAGUGAUCAGCAGGAUCGCUAUAUGCAUGAUCGCUAUGACAGUGGCAGAGGUCACUACCGCCAGAACUACUAUGAUGAUGACAGAAAUAGGUUUGAUGACCGCAGAGAAGAUUAUGAUGAUCGCCAGAGUCGCUAUGACAACUACAGAUAUCGUUAUGACGAUCACCAGGAUCACUAUAAUGACCACAGAGAUCGUCGUGAGCGCCAAGAUCAAUACAGGCCUACUGAUCGUCAUGAUCAUUAG